Messenger RNA from Saccostrea cuccullata (small rock oyster), 1320 nucleotides. RefSeq lists its product as uncharacterized. The annotation marks the transcript as partial. Lineage: Eukaryota; Metazoa; Mollusca; Bivalvia; Ostreida; Ostreidae. The record is from RefSeq and is a predicted model, not a curated record. The transcript has 5 exons.
CAUUGGAUAUUGGUGAUUCAAGUCUAGGCAUGGUGGUUAUCUGGGAAAGAAAUAGCUCCAUCAAAACUGUUGGCAAGAAAGAAUUAUUGGACAAGGUCACUAAGGCCCUGAGUCGCCCUAGCUGUAACCAUGGUAAAGUUUGCGUCCCUACGUCUUCUUCAGAAAACAAUGUAGACUUUACAUCAGAGGGAGGCAACAGUAGCGUGGGACUAGAAAAUAAUGAAGACAAUUCACUCCAAACAUCAGCUCAGUGUCAAAGCAGUAAGGAGGGAGAUUCAGAGAAAAAUGAGAAGGAAAAGAAAAUGUUUAAAAAAAGUACAACUGGAAAAAGGAGUCAUAGUGAAAUGCUCCAGAAAUCUAAAGAGAUAGAGCUGAGUAGUCCACAUGUUCUUCAUAAGAGGGUCAAAAUGACCUCACUUUUAAAAUCUGUUCCUUCUAUCCUAGUGAAAGUCAGCAGUGCUCAGGGUACCCAGAGUGAAGAGGAAAAAAUCUCAAAAACUGCUCCUUCUAAGCAAGUUAAUGUCAGUAAUUCUCAGAGUUCUCUAAAUAAAGAGGGAAAGACACUUCUAAAACCCGAGCAGACAAAAGACGGUUGUUCUCAGAGUUUUCCAAAUAGACAGGAAGAGCCACUUCCAAAUCCACCUCUUGAUGAAAAGAAAGACCGCAGUUCUGAGGAAAUCCAAAAUAAAGUGGGAGAUACAUGUACUCUCCCAAAACCAGCUCCUGUCCUAGUGAAAGGAAACUGUUCACAGGGCACCCCAAGUAAAGGGAAAGACACACUUCCAAAACCAGCUCCUGUCCAAGUGAAAGGCAGGAGUUCUGAGGGAAUCCAAAAUAAACUAAGAGAGACUCUAGCAGAAUCAGCUUCUUGUUCAGUAGAAGAUAACUGUUCACAGGGUCCCACAAGUGAAGAGAAAGACGCUCUCCCAAAACAAUAUCCUGCUAUCCAAGUGAAAGACGGCAGUUCUCACGGUUCUAUUCUAAGAACACAGGAAGAAACCUUGUCCUCUGUAAAAGAGGAUAAAAUAAUUUCUACAGAAGAACUGAAAGAUUCAAAAAAAGUAAACAAAUUUCCAAACAAAGGGAAAAAUAAAGUGAUUACAGAAACGGAGAUAGAGAAAGUGCUGGAGGAUUUUAGUUCUAAUCUUGGUGAAGAAUCACGUGAGACAUCCUAUGCAGCAAAAGGUGUGUAUUACCAUGUGACUUUAAAGAGCUACAGAAAUCCAAACCGAAAUAUGGAAGAAGAGCAUCCAAUCUCAUCCGGUGUAUUAGGACAACGAUAUUCCAGGCUGUUAAGUACUGCAAAGCUGAACGAAAUCG